CUAUCAUAAAUAAACGACGUCGUUUCCACGAGCAAAACCCCAGGCCAAAAACCUUGUUUCUUUUGGCUUCUUAGGUCCUCCGCGGGAAGAGCAGACUCCAGAGGCGGAGACGACAGGAGAGAAGAGAAAGAUGGCGGGCGUAGGGGCAUUUUGGGGAACAAGAGUAAUGGAGAUAGUGAAGAAGCACGACUCAGGAGGUUUAGUUUGGAAACGAAUUAAACUCACCACCACUCGUAAAGCCAACGCCAAGAAACGUCUCCUUAGGGUUUGGCAGAAUGAAGCUGUGCUGAGGUCAUGUGCUGAACCAGAACCUUCAACUUCUGCAGCUGACGGUGGUGGAGUUGUAGAAAAAGAUGGCUCUGGCACCCAAACUUAACUUGCAAAAUGAGUGAGAAUAGUGACAAAUUUCAUAAAGUCAGUUUUGUUCCUGUGUUUGUCUAGAACUAUUUAGGUUUUGAAUUUGUUUUUUGGUUUGUCAAUCACUCUACUGUAAAAGGAUUCCUUAGAUUUAUACGAUAAAUACCAUAAAACUGGAACAUAUAUUUAACAUUUUUCCAAACACAA
Molecule: messenger RNA, 564 nt
Organism: Mercurialis annua (annual mercury)
Lineage: Eukaryota; Viridiplantae; Streptophyta; Magnoliopsida; Malpighiales; Euphorbiaceae
Exons: 2
Coding region: 131-376 (81 amino acids)
Source: RefSeq, a predicted model, not a curated record